AUGCCUGUUAUUGGAGUCGCCGGUGCGUCUGGAGGUGUUGGGAAGGCGAUUGUCGAGAGACUGGCCAAAGAGCCGAACUUCCAGGUUAUCGCUUUUUCUCGCAGUGUGAGGAAACCAUCAUCGAGCCCUCCACUACAAAACGUUCAGUCUGUGCAACUCGACUACAACGAUGUCCCUUCGAUGGCAAAAACACUUGAGGAACUCAACGUCCAUUCAAUCAUAUCGACCAUUGUCCUCGUCUCUGAGGACGCGAGUCAAUCUCAACAGAAUCUGAUCGAUGCCGCCGGAGCUUCGGCAGCGACCAAAAGAUUCAUUCCGAGUGAAUUCCUCUUCAUUCAACCAUCUUCUCCCCCCUACGUGGAUUCCGUUGUGCACAUGUGGAUUGCCUCGAUAGACCGAAUCAAGAAAAACAACCUGGAGUACACCCGUAUUGUCAAUGGACUUUUCAUGGACUAUUGGGGCAUACCUAAUAUAUCCACCUCCCUGAUUCCCAUCACCUUCGGAAUAAACAUCGCCAAGCGUGAAGCAGUCAUCCCCGGUGAUGGAAACAACAAGAUCUGCAUCACUCUUUUGGCUGAUAUGACCAACUACCUGGCUGCACUCCUUAAUGAAAAGGAAUGGCCUGAAUUCAGCGUGUUUGUGGGAGAUGAACUAUCCUACAACGAGAUGGUGAAGAUCGCUGAAGAAGUGACAGGUGACAAAUUCAAGGUGACGUACAACAGUAUUGAGGAGCUCAACUCAAACAAGGUCAUCAUUCCGCCUAUGCCUGAAACAACCUAUACACCGGAGGAGCAGGUAGCAAUCACUGCGCAGGUCGCUAAACUUGUUGCACAUGGUGUUUUGGAUUUCCCGAAGGAUAAUAGGUCCAAUGACCGCUUCCCCGAGCUGAAACCUAUCAAGUACAGAGAGUUCUUGCUAAAAUAUGCGACUCGCAAGGCAUGA
This is a messenger RNA of Penicillium brevicompactum, 942 nucleotides long. RefSeq lists its product as uncharacterized. The transcript is spliced from 4 exons. The record is from RefSeq and is a predicted model, not a curated record. NCBI's taxonomy places the organism in Eukaryota, Fungi, Ascomycota, Eurotiomycetes, Eurotiales, Aspergillaceae. The coding region runs from base 1 to 942 and encodes 313 amino acids.